Molecule: messenger RNA, 16040 nt
Organism: Podarcis lilfordi (Lilford's wall lizard)
Lineage: Eukaryota; Metazoa; Chordata; Lepidosauria; Squamata; Lacertidae
Source: the annotation of a GenBank genome assembly
CCUCAGCGCAGGCCAAGGCUCCUUUCAGGCAACCACAGAAAAGGGUGAUGCCUUGGCUCGUGUUUUGGCUAAUAGCCCAGGACAUUGCAGGAUCCCAUGGAUGCCUGAAAUGCAAUGCAGAUGCCAUGGCAGUUGUGAAGGAAUUCAAAGAUAUCUACCUGGACAAGCAUCUCUUCUGGAACCCACAGCUCAAAGCAAAACUGAAGGCAGACUUGGAUAAUUUCUUAGAAGAGCUCCCUCAUCAGGAAAUCGAUCAAAAAAAAUACAUGGCUGUUAUUGGUAUGGUUGCACCCAUCCCAGUGCUCCUGCCUGGGAACCCAUGAUUUUGGGGGGUGAAUAUUAAGAAUUCCAGGGUCCAAAGGCACCACUCUGACCUCUGCAUCCCUUAAUAGGAUCUGCAUGCAUAUUUAUUUAUUUGCAUUGGAACUUUAAUUGUACAAGUUGUGGGCUGGAUAGCAUAUUAUCAUAUAAACUGCAUUAAUUGCCCUGCCCUUAGUAUUAAAAUGUUAGAGGUCCAGUCAACAAAACCUAGUAGCUUAUGGCAUAUCCUAGAUGCUACGAAAUAAAACAGAGUGCAGAAGGCAGUUUGGGCUGGGGACCCAGCCAAGAAUCAGCCUCAAAAUCUAGAACUCUGAGGUAAAUUAUUUCCUGCCAGGUAAGGCUUGAAAAAAGGUCUCCCUGACAGGUAACCUCACCCCCCUCACAGACACUCACUUCCCUAGGAAAGAAGGAUAUGAAUCAGCUAGGGUGACUUAAGCAAUAUAUUUUCAAUGUGUGUGUGUGUGUAAAACAGGACAGUGGAGAUUUAAUUUAAGGAGAUAAUGUGCCUACCCACCACCUGAAGUUUGGCAGGUAGAUAGGAGAUAGCAGAAAAAUUGUCAUCAAAAAAUCCUCCCUAGGCAGGCCCACCUGGCUUUUUCGUCCUUGAGCUCUUAUGGUUUGGCUAAAGAGGGCUAAUCCCACAGUUAAGCAGAGGGUGACUGAGGGAUGGAGUCCAGGUUGUGGAGGACAGAGACAGGUGCUUGUGGCCUGGCCUGCCAUGUGCCCCCUAAGCUAGUCUGUGGUAAAAAAAACUUUGUGUGUGGAACUGAGGAGAGCAGCCGCCAUACUGGGGCCGCCAUACUGGCCUUCAUCUCAGGCGAGAAAGUGUCCUGACUGAGGCCUUUGGUUUAGUAAAUUGACAAUUUGAUGACUGGUGGCCGUCACUGCUGAACUUUUAUUUUAUGGUGCUUUUGUGUGUGGCGUGCUUUCAAUCUGGGUUUAAAUCUUAUUGUUCUUCUCUUGAUGCUGUGUUCUAAAUCUAAUUUGGAGGAUUUCUAUUCUUGAAAGAAAGAUGGGGCGCCAAUCUUCUCUGGCAUAUUCCUACGCCUUUUAUUCGAGUCACAAGAAGUUAGCUGAGCUAUCGUUGAGUUCUUAUGCUCCUAUAAGAGGCCACAUGAUAGCAGUUUCAACAAUCGUGCUUGGCAUGGAAAAAGUGGAGGGACUUUCUUCUCCCUCUCUCCUAACUCAUGGACAUCCAGUCAAGCUGAAUGAUGGACUAGGUGAUCCACUGGAUCCCUUCCAACUCCACAAUUCAAGGAUUCUAAGUACUUCUUCACACAAUGCGUAGCUAAACUGUGGAACUUGCUCCAGCAGAAAGCAGUGACAGCCACCGACUUGGAUGGUUUUAAAAGAGGAUUAGAGAAAUUAAUGGAAGAUAAAGGCUAUCAAUGGCUGCUAGCCAGAACGGCUAUGUUCUGGUCAGCCACUGUGAGAAGAGCCACUGGUCUGAACCUGCAGGCAUAUGUUCUGCUCUUAUGUCUGUAUAUGCUCUUUUGUGUGAGCUGCCCUGAGGUUUAUUUUGAAGGACUGCAUAGAGAUUUGACUGAAUAAAUAUUGACUCCGGUGGGAUUUAACUCCCAGGUUUACAUGGGAUUGUAUGCAUAAUAAAUACAUAUUAACAUGCAGACAUACAGUAAUAGGGAGAAAAACAAUGGAAGGAAGAGGGAAACAAGCUGCGAUUGCUCUGAACAAAAACUCCAUGUUCAAAGGCAUUAUACAACUCUUAUCUGUGGAGGUGCCUGGCUUCUACAUCAGGCCCUGCAAGAAAGUUUUAUGGGGAAGGAGGCAGACAGCGCUCAGUGAUUCGCAAGGCAAUUAAGAAUAAAAAAAGAUGGAAUGAAGCUGGCUAUUCCCCCCCCCUAACUGUAUUCCUCCCACCUCUCUCUUCAGAUGACUUUUCACUGGCAGACUUAGGUGCCCACUUCAAACGCUGUUUGAAACACAUCAUGGAAAAUGAAGUUAAAGGUAGAGAUGUGCUAAAAUGAAUGGUAUCACAUGGCCAUCAGGAAUAUAUGACUGUUUUCUUCCAAAUGGCUGUAAUAUGUUGCAUGUAUGUCUAUUGGAAUGUAUUCAGCAAAGUGUCUGGUGCAGCCUCUGAAGGCAUGCUCCUCAAAUGUAGGUCAAGAUAGCUUUGCUUUGGCUGCCCGGCUCAUUCAUAUAUCUGGCUGAUUGUUGCCCAGUCUUUUACACUGUAAAUAUUUCAGCGCCUUUUACCUCACAAUCAACUAGGCGUCGCCAUCUGGUGGUUUCUUUAAUAUAGCGCACCGCUAUCUACUGGGUAGGUACUGUGUUGACAAAUCAGUCUAUGAGUGCUUCCAGAUGGGACUUUAAACUUCCAAGUGGGUUGUUCAUAACAUUAAAGACAAAUGCACAGAGGAUUUCCCACCAAAAGGGAACAUCUGAUUUAAACAGGGGAGAAAUGCAGGCUGGCAUCAUGGCCGUAGCAUUGAAAGUACUAAAUCAAUUUAGAUUCAGUUGCCCCCCCCAGCAGAUGACCCCCCCCCCCGAAAGCUGGCUCCCUGCAAUGGGGGUAUUUUUACCUGUGAUUUCCCAAAAGAAGCUCAACAACUUUGGCUGCCCACCUAACAAAACUCCUGGCUUCUUCUGAAGCUCAGAACAUUGUAUGGACACAGUAAACAAUGCGCAUCCACUAAGAGCUCCAAUCUCACAAUAAACACAUUCAUCAAAACUCUGCUUAUAGCCCAUUCCCACAAGAAUGGAGCGGGGUGUUAGCCUGCAUGUAUACAGACACCUCUUUGGAUUAAUUUUUGCGCUAUUCAGUUGCUCAUUUAAAUUGGCCUCACUUGCCCUCAUUGACACCAUCAUCCAGCCAAAUAUGAUUCAUUAUAUGGCCUCAUGACAUUAUAUUCACUUUAGGAUUCUUGAUUGGGUGGACUCACCCAUGUAACUACUCUGGAGGAAGGAGAAAGAAGCAGCACCUUGGGAGGGAGAGUGGCACCAGAGCAGUUGCCAAGGGAAACAGUGGAUCCGUAAAAUGACAAAUAGGCACACUGUCUUAAAAAAACAAACAACACUUUUAGAAUAAAUUUCCACUCCACAAGCUCUUGGCUCAAAAAUAAACGAAAUAAUGAUCCCAGUCCUAUUUCCCAUAAAAUAAAGGGGGGGAAUGUAAAAUGUGGCUCAACAGGUCAUGCUCAGAUACAUGCAUGUUUCUGAUCACAGUGGUUGACAGCAGGUUUGUUCAUAUUUAUGUAGCUCUGCUGCCUCCUAACUGAAUUAUAAUCCUGAAUUAUAUAGGCAAUAUAGUUGUUGGGCGCCCCUGCUGGAAACCCUGCUGUUUCUGUUGUUAUCUAGGUCUUUGGGGAGGAAUUUGGAACUGGAAGAAGCAUUUCCUUCGACUCUGCUCCUCCUGCAUGCUGUUAAACUUUGUUUUAGAGGAUAGAUUGGAUGAAAAACAUGAGGCGGGGAAAAAGCACAAAAUGGUGGUGUGUGUCAUGUAAACCACCCUGUGAUCUUCAGGGUGGCAUAUACAUUUAAUAAAUCAGAAGAAUAAAUAAACAAUUAAAAAAAAGAAAAACCCAACAAAAAUCUACAUUUUAAAAUGCGCAUUUCUAAACAUUCUGGCUUAUAUUGCACUCCCACUGUUGGCCCUUCCUCCUUUUCCGCAUCACAAUUCAUCAUGCAAAGGGACAGCCCCAGGGGUCCACACGGCAUGUGGGGGUCCCUGGGCCUGCUCCUCCUCUUCGUCAACUGCUUUCUUGUUUGCCCACAUCUCUCUAUGACAUAGAAGUGCUGGAAAGAGGAAGGAGGUCCACUGCCUGCCUGCCUUCUCCCUGGCUCUCUGCCUAGCAGGCAAGCAAGUGGUAGCAAUUCAGUGGUGGCCGGUGCCGUGUGGGACUGGUGGGCCAGAAGGCAAAGAGCCCAAACAGUAUGUGGAGGCAGAGCCAACUAGUCCUAGUUUUGUUCCCAUCGUCCUCCCAGCUGAGUUGCACAGGGACAGUGCUUGCACCAAGGGAGUAGGAAGCUGAUAUGCAGUGCCACCCACUGGAUUGGUUAUCUGUAAUGAAGGAAUGGGUUUCUGUGUAGUAAGUUUAAAAACUGACUCAACCCCCCCUUUUUGUUCUUUCAAAAGAGAGCACUUUUAAAUGUGUAAAACUUGAACUGUUGAGCAAAACCAUAAUAAGGACACAACUGCAUAAACAGUUCUGUCCUUUAUCAGGACAGGCAAGGGAUGGCCUUGGCUCUCCAGGGGAACAAAGAAAACACGUCAGAACUUUAUAUUAUGUGCUGACCACAAAAUACGCGCAAGACCAAUGUCCGGGAAAAACGCCAAAAGCGUGUUCCCGGAGAUUAUGACGUCCUCCCAGAUAAGAGUAGGAAGAGGAAGAUCCUUUUAUGGUCAGAAGUACAGGAAGGAAGACCCUUUUAUGGUUGAGAGUACCAGAGCAGGAACAUAUGUGAUGUCAACCUGCGUACAUAGGCUGACAUGGUUGGGCUCCUAGGGGAGGAGUGAGAGGGUGCCUGGAGGAUAUAUAAACUGCAUGAAACCUGUCAUUUCUUUGGACUUGCUGGGGACUAAUCACGCAAGUGCCUUCUGCUAUCCGGAGAGCAGAAUAAACUCUUUCUUUGAACCAACCUCGGUGUCAUUUUGACUUCCUUCCUCCUGUCCCGGAGCAACGCAGACCCAAUCAGUGAACUCCAAUAAGGCUACAGUAAGAAGACGGGAAGGCCUGGCAGAUUGAGGCUGGUAGGGCAGUGCCCCAUUAGCCUGAAUGGGCCAGCCUCCAUUGGCAGCAACCAUGGGGAAGAGGAGGAGGAGCUGGUGAACAUGACCGUGAGGAGGUCAGCUUCCUGACGGAGGGGGCCCCAGGGUGGGUGUCUUGUCCAAGGGCCCUGUGAAACAUGGAGCCCACCUAGACCUCCUGCUCUUACCGUUUGCUUUUCCUUUGCAGAGGCUCAGCUUCAUAAAGAGAUGGAUUCGUGUUUUCAGAAGCUACUGACUGUUUUUCACGAGCUAUUGCCCAGAGUUGCAACACGUAAGCUGUGCAUAGCUUGGCUGAGCCAUAUGGGGCGGGUGGGUGAAGGGGUUGGCAGGUGAGGCAGGCAAGGGUAGCAGUCCCUAGUUAGUAAUAGAAAAAUAAAAUGAAUAGUUGUAGAUAGGAGUUAUAUGGGACGUGGGUGGCACUGUGGUCUAAACCACUGAGCCUAGGGCUUGCCAAUCGGAAGGUCGACGGUUUGAACCCCCGCGACGGGGUGAGCUCCUGUUGCUCGGUCCCAGCUCCUGCCCACCUAGCAGUUUGAAAGCACGUCAAAGUGCAAGUAGAUAAAUAGGUGAGAAGGUAAACAGUGUUUCCAUGUGCUGCUCUGGUUUCGCCAGAAGCGGCUUAGUCAUGCUGGCCACAUGACCCGGAAAUACUGUCUGUGGCCAAACAUUGGCUCCCUCAGCCAGUAAAGUAAGAUGAGCGCCACAACCCCAGAGUCAUUCACAACUGGACUUGAUUGUCAGGGGUCCUUUACCUUUAGAUAGGGGUUAUAGGUCCUUCUUUCUCCCUUUGCACCAUACAAAUACCCACUCAUCCUCUGAAGUUAAAUAGAUGCUGACCGGAUCAGCUGUAAGGGAAGGUCUGCAGGGGCCAGUUCAAAAGUUGGCAAUCCUAACUGGGUUACUGACAAUGGUGUGUGGGCGGAAGGGGGUGUACAGACACACACAACUGCCAACUUCCUUCCUUCUUUCUCUUUGCAGAUCAUUGCAGCAAUGAAUGCGGUGAGUAAAAUGAACUUAGAGAGUUCAUUUUUAAAAGGAAUUAGUUCGACCUGUCCCCAAAGGAACUCAUUCUAGUUCACGUUCAGCCCUUUGAGAAAUGAACUAGUUUGGUUCACAUACAGUUCACAGUUCAAUUCAUGUCCAUCCACAUGAUUCUCUGUCAUUUUCUAACCCCUCAACAUUUAGAUAUUGUGUGUGUGUGUGUGUGCAUAGCCAAAGGCCUUACAGUGUACAGCAGAGAGCAAGGCAAGGCUUUCCUUUAAAAUCACACAACAUACCCUAUAAAAAGUUUACAGCAUAAAAAAUUAAAAUUAGAGAGCAUUAACAUAUCCAGAACGGAGCUUCUUAGCAGCCAGAGCAAAUUUGGCUACCAGGUGUGUAAUCUGUAGGUCUUUAUCAGUUAGGAGCACUAUAGUCUGCCCUUCACAGAGUUACAAUUCCCACAAGCCCUUAAACUGUAGCACUCAUACUUAUUUUAGGGAAAGUACGUGCUUUCAAAGUAUUGUGUCUCUGCAGCCAUACAACUUCGAGCCCGUCACAAUCUUUUUAGCGGUUUUGACUGCUAAAGUUGGUCAAAGAGGUUUUGACUGCUAAAGUUGGCAUGUCCUGGAUUUCUGGUUCUCGACCAUACCUGGACAGGUAUGGCACCUCCUUUAUAAGGAAGAGAUCCUGUUGUAAGUGGAGCAGGGAAAAAGCCAUUCUCUGUCUUUCAAGACUUCCUUAUCAGAGAGGGGCUAUUGCAGAAGUGUUCCGACUUUCUCCUGCCAGAUGUUGGGAGAGGGAGGUAACACCUGUCAGAUGUCUGGGGUAAAUGGAUCAAUUCCUCCUACCCAAGAACAAAAUGGCUGCAAAUCGAUGCUUACAUGCAUAGGCUUCCCCGGUCAGAGGAAGCCUUACCUGAGGUACUGUUGUUUACAUUCCCUGGCAGCAGCUCUCCAGGGUCUCAGACAGAGAAAAGUCAAUUAUUUCACAUGCGAGCUGAUUGUUCUAGCUAGGCAUGUCAGGACCAGAUCUGGGGACAUCUACAUUCAAAGCAUGUACUCUGCGAUUGAACUAUGGCUCCUUCCCUCAGGAGUCUCUUGAGGCCUUUUGCUGCCAGAGGCAGAAACCCCAAAUGAUCCGCCAAACCCUCCCACCUAGUUAAUACACGAAACAAGCCCCAGGAGAGUUCUGCGCUAUUAGAGCUGAUAGCUUAUCAGCCGGCUCCUGUGGAUCUGCCAUUAACAACAACAUGAUGUUACAGCGUGACCAUGUCUACAUAUGUAAAGGGAUGCCCUUGUCCACGUGUAUCCAACUGAUAUGCUCAGAGUCAAUGCACACAAUGGGGCAAAUUAAACUGCUGCUAUGGUGAAUUAAAACCAAGCAACAAACCAAAGCUUAGAAUAAAGAAGGCAAAAGCCAGAAUGUUUUGCUAUAAGAAUUUAAAAUUUCUGUUUUGUUAGUCUCUCUCUCUCUCUCUCUCUCUCUCUCUCUCUCUCUCACACACACACACACACACACACACUCCAGUUGGACUGGUGGCUUUGGGGUUAAAUCUAAAAGUCCAUAGGGAUAAGAGGCAGAGUGUGAGAGGAAGGUGUUGAGUGCCAGACAGACAUGAAUACAGCUCAGCUAGUUUAGAGUGGGAAGUUAGAACAGAAUAGCAGCAGUGCUGGUUAGAAGCAGCAUAGCUACCCUGGUUGAGAAAUUAGAGAAACAGAAAGGCAGGAACAGAGAGGUGGCAGUGGAAGAAAUGGGCACUGAAGGAACAGAGCACAGACUUUGUUCUCUGUACCUGAACCAAGCUCAGCAUCCUUUCACCCGAAACUCCAUUCCAUGUCAUCUUCCAAGCUUUCUUAGUCUUAGCAGCCUAAUUUAAAGGGGGCGGAAACCCUAUCGCUGUUGUUAAACAGUUGCAGAUCUAUUGCAAAUCAGCCAAAGGUAUGCUAAGAAAUCUGCUCACUCUUACCUUAAAUAAUGCCAGCGAGUACUAAAGUGACUACACUUGGUGUCAGUGCCUCAGGUGUGGAGCUUUUUCUGUUAGCGCCUUUGAGGAAAUCAAAUCUAGAUGUGCCAAGGAUGACUUGGGUGGAAUCUACGCACACAUAUAAGAACAGUUCUGAAAAGGCUUCUUUUUUUAAAGCGUUUUUUAAAAAAAUACAUUGAAUUUUCCAUGAGGCUCACCAUUGCCAUCUAGUGUCACAUUGUAUAUUGCACUUAAAACACACUUAAAACGUUUUAUUUGCAGCUGUAUAGCUGUCUCCUUGAUUAGGUUUGAGUUUGGUGGGGGGAUAGGAAAGAGAGUGAAUUGACUGCUUGACACCCCACACCCGCUACCACGAGUGCUCUCACUUUGAUAUGCUGAACUGGUAAGAGUCUCCCUCACUGAUCAGUACCAAAUAAAAACUACAGUGGUGCCUCGCAAGACGAAAUUAAUCCGUUCCGCGAGAGUCUUCGUCUAGCGGUUUUUUCGUCUUGCGAAGCAAGCCCAUUGACGGAUUAGCGCUAUUAGCGCUAUUAGCGGUUUAGCGGCUAUUAAAGGCUUAAAGGCUUAGGGGAUUAGCUGCUAAAAGGCUAUUAAAGGCUAUUAAAGGCUUAGCAGAUUAGAUAAAGGGGGGGGAAAGCGAAAAAAAAAUCUCAAGACUCGCAAGGUAUUUUCGUCUUGCGAAGCAAGCCCAUAGGGGAAUUCAUCCUGCGAAGCAACUUCAGAACGGAAAACCCUUUCGUCUAGCGGUUUUUCCGUCUUGCGAGGCAUUCGUCUUGCGGGGCACCACUGUAUUACCUUUCUUGUCCUGAAUGCUUUCACUCCCCUUCACUAUGCUUUGCCUUCAGGUGGCAGUAAUGCUCCUGAAUACCAGUGGCUGGAAACUGCAGAAGGGGAAAGUGCUCUUGUGAUGAGGUCCUGCCUUCAGCAGGCUUCCCAUAGGCAUCUGGUUGGCCACAGUGAGAACAGGAUGCUGGCCACUGGCCUGACCCAGCAGCUUAUUAUGAAAUUUCAGUGUCAGGGUGCUUGAGAUAUAUUUAAAAUGACAGGCAAGCUGGGUUUGGUUUUUUUGCUAACACCAAUGUGCUAAAACCAGGAUGACAAUGCUUAUCUUCACACAUGCACUACUUUCUGUUGUUAAAGGUGUAGGAGUGGAGCAGACCAGAGGGGUGGAGGCACAGAAUCAGUUGGUGACCCCUAUGUUCCAGCCUCAAAGCAGUAAUGAACAGGAGCUGCACAAGGCCGGUGCCAUCAUUUGAACUGAAUUUAUUACGGUCCCAGAUCAGACUUUAAUGAUAAACUGGGAUAUCAAAUCCAAACUCCUCCUCCUCUUCUUCUUCUUCCUCCUCUUCUUCUUCUUGUAGUGCCAUCAUUUAUUGUCAAGAGGUUUGUUCCCAGGGGAGUUUGUGUUUGGUGAGCCAGAUUGGUGUGCUUGUCCCACUAUCUGUCACCUUCUCUCCAGUUCACCCUCCUUCUGCCUGAACCCAGAACCCUCCUUCUGGUCCUCUCGUUCUGCAGGUGUGAUGAGCUACGUGCUUACUCAUUGCUUCACGUGCCUCGUACGGACUUACACGUGCAACAAGAAAUACCGGUGUGGAGGUAAGAGCUGAGAAAAGGGAGCAGGCUCAGUUUGGGGCCCACAAAUCUGUGGCAGAAGACAGGGCCUGGCAGGAUUGAGAUACAAGAGAAAGACGCCCGAGGCCAGUCUAAACGGACCCACCGGGACUACUUGUAAGUAAGAAGGCAGGCAGGAAGGGGAACACUGGCUGAGGGGAGGAGACGGAAGUCGGCAGGGCAGUGUCCCAUUCGCCCUAGAGGACAAGCUUCCACUGGGCUUGACAGUGGAAUACGGCCAUGUUGCCCUUCUCCCCAGGUGAGCUAGCUACAAUUUUGUGGGUUGGGGGGAGGGUGGGAAUUCAGAACUUUUGGGAGCAAAUGGGAGAGCUCCCCUCCUCCAAUCCAAACCUUGCAAUGGCUUCUGACAGCCAGUGGAGGGAAGUUGUAUAUGGCUAGUGUCCUCAGAAUCAAAGAGUUGGAAGGGACCCCCUAGGGUCAUCUAGUCUAACCCCCUGCGAUGCAGGAAUCUUCUGCCCAAGGGAUGUCUGUUUUAAAAAACCAUAAGACCAGAGAGCAACCAUAGGUUGUCUAUCCAUCCUUAGCAAUACCUGGGGAACAGGCUGAGCAGGCACGCAAGUCACCUACUCAGUUUCCCCCACUAUGGUGGACCAGGUUGUUUUUCUAAUUUGCAUCUAUUAUAUAAAUGAGCACAUGCACAUUUUAUGUGAAUAUGUGACUCUCUCUCUGUCUCUCUCUCUCUCUCUCUCUCUCUGGUGAUGCCCAAGUGACCACCCAACUCAUCCUGCCCUGAGAAUAAAAUCCCAGCUCCCAGAUUUCUCCACCAAGCCCUUCACCAAUCCCCUUCCUCCACCUUGAACACAAUAAUCCCCAGCAGGCUCCUUCCUUCCCUGCCAGUCCCAUUAGUACUUAGGUGAUGGCUUUGCUGGGCUGUAUAUCAUAGGGACUGUCUUGUUUUGACUAUAUGUAAGCCGCUCUCUUUUUGGCUCAAGAGCAGGGUAUAAACGCUUUAAAUAACAGCAACAACUAACAACAUGUCCCUGUAUAAGUAAAAAAAAGGUGCCUUCUUAGAGUGCUAUUUGUAUGUUCUAAUGGUUUUACUUGUGACUUGUGGGGCAAUCAAUGAUAAUGUUGCAUAUGUGGCGGGCAGUAGUGGAUUAAAUGUUAGGUACCUAGAAGAACAGAUUUUGGAUACUUGGAUUUUGCAGAAAGGAGAAUACAAGUGGAAAUGGAUGAAGAUCUGGUUCUGGAUUGUGCUCUGCAGUGGCACAAGUUUAGUCAAAGUGUGAAGAAAUACAUCUUCUACCGGGUAGGCAGUGCCUCUGAGAAGUGGCCUUCCCCUUCGCCAGCCCACUUGCCUCCCCAAAAAUCUACUGCCACUGACUUUUGACCUGUAACUCCCCACCCAUGCUAAGAGUUAGCUUAUGUGUCAAUCACAUUUUCAUGCUGCAAGGUUCAGGGUGACAUACAUGUGCCCCCUUUUUAAUGCUCACGACAACCUUGUUAAGUGCAGAGGGUGUGACAGGUGCCACAACCUCUGUGAGCUUCAUGUUUCAGUAGAGACUUGGGUCUCCUUACAGUGUUUCUGAACCUGUGGGUCCCCAGAUGUUGUUGGACUAGCCAGCAUGACCAGUGGUCAGGGAUGAUGGGAGUUGUAGUCCAACACUUUGAACCACUACACCACUCUGGACCUCACUUUAACAAGGAAAUAAGUUGGAGUUCAAACCUGUGUGGAAAAGAUAUUAUCUGAUGCUGAUAACGUCUAAUAUUUAUAACUCACCCUUUGUCUGUGCAGCAGGCACCCAAAAUAAACAAAACCAUAAAAUACACAACAAUAACAGCCACAGAGCACACUAAACCAACAACCAGCUAACUAAAAUGUCUGGGCAAACAAGUCUUAGCCUUGUGCCAGUUGGGCUUCUAAGGGAAGGGCCGUCUCCCACAUAACGGCAGCACACACCUCGCCCAGCGAUGGAAGAUGGGAAACAGCUUCCUUUGAGAAUCUUACAAUACGGGAAGGGGGAGGUGAUCCUUCUGGUAUUUGGGUCCCAAGCCAUUUAGGGCCUUAAUCAGAAUUUGGCCCAGAAACAAAAUCCCCCAUUACUAUUAUGGGUGGUUGUACAACCGUAGAAUCUAGUUAUCGAUUGAGGUUUGGGGUCAAAGGCUGCAGUGUCCUCAGCUGUGCAGUCAGACCAGGUUCAGGGCUCCGAAUCUGAUGCUGAAGAGCAGGAGAUCACGGAACCUGAGGCUGGCAGAUGGGACCCCGCUGAACAAGCACCCAGAUCGCCAGGGUCUGUAGGGCUAGAGCCAGGGAUCCUUUCACACACUGGAGCCGGAGGAACCCAAUGUCUCCUGCUGCAUCCCACCAGUCUAGUGCUCCAGGGAGCUCCCUGGGAAGGAGGCUAUGGAACAGAGAAGAUGUGCCUGUCUUUUAAGUUAUCCACAAGGGGGCAGAGCCUGGAAAAGGUAGCCUAGACAGUGGUGGAGGAAAGGGGGUCCGGUGGAUGCGGGCCGCCCUGGGUGUCAUCACUGAGGGGGGCUGACAAAAAUAUGAGUUUAAAAGAAAGGGCUUACGAAACUUUUUAGUUCAGUCAACAAAUGCAACGAAACCCAGCUGGCACUAGGCGUCACACCGCGGAUGCUGGCACUUAUUGCAGGGCCUGCAGCGUGCCUGAGCCACUCGUCUCUCCUGGGAGUGACGUGGGGCCUUGAGUGCCCGCAGGCUCAGCGCAGCCUGAAACGGCAGCGUGGAGUUUGCAUCUGCCCACCGCCUCUCCCUCAGCUGCCCUACAGCUGAGGAGGAGGCUGUGGAGAGGCACUGGGCACCCGAGCGGCUAGCUACACCGCUGAGUCUAGAGGCAGAUUCUUAGAAUGGCUCGUUCUGCUUUCAACUUUUGUUGAAGCGAGUUGUAUAGUUGGGGCUCUCUGUGGUGCUCCAACUCCCUAUGGGGGCCUGGCAUUGAAUUUGAACAUGGACAGUGGUGGGCUGGAGUCAAAGAGGGCUUUGCAGGGGUUCCUGUCAGCAGGAAAACACAUGCAGUGGUACCUCUAGAUGCAAACAGGAUCCAUUCUGGAGCCCUGUUUGCAUCUAGAAGCAAACGUAACCCAUGUCUGCACGUCAUUUUGAGCGUCUGCGCAUGCGCAAGCGACGAAACCUGGAAGUAAUGCGCUCAUCCUGAAGCACAUUCAACCUGAGGUAUGACUGUACAUGCACGAAAAGCCACUUCUUUCUCAAUGCUAGCAUCCAAAUGCAACCCUUCUUCUUAGGUAGUGAAAGGCAAGCUGCAACCGAUGAGCAGCAGUAUGGAUUCCUUUCUGGUAAAGAAGGAGGUGAAUGUAAAUGACUCGGGCAGAUACCGGUGCGAUAUGGCAGAUUUGAAGGGAACUGUUUCUAGCUACCUUGACUUCCUAGUACAAGGUAAGUUAAGUGAAUAUGGGGAAGAGUGGACUACGUUAAAGGGCUCAGAUAACAUCCCCCCAACACACACACAUACCACGUUCAAAGUACACAUGUGACUACAUAGGUUAGCCCCCCACCACCACGCCACUAACAUGUGAGAAGGGGUCUGCACACGUACUCAUGCAUGGAAGGCUCCUCUAUGCAAGGGGCAAUCGUCAGCCCGUCAUGAGCAGCGCAACUGUGCAUGCGCAGAGAACCCCUCCUCACAUGUGCCUAAAUGAGUAGAUGGCAGUGCGUGUUUGGGCGCCAGGGGCAUUGGAGUUUAAGGUUAUCCCACAUAGUUCGCAAGGCCUCCUCAUGCAUUCUCGGGAGGAUGUUGACCCGUUGAUCCACCUAGUCCCAAACUGUCUACUCCGACUGGCAGUAGCUUUCCAAGGUCCCAUAGACUUUCACAGGCCUGCUGCCUGAUGUUGUUUAAGUGGAAAUGGAUAGGGAAUUUUCACCUUAUAUGUACAUUUUUAAAAAAUAAAAUUGAAGCAUUUUUUAAAAAUUCUAUUUUUUAAAACCAAAAAGUCUCCCAGAGAGGCUUGCACUCUAAAGGACAUGACACAAAAGGAAAAGGGAUAGGAAGGAAGGCAGGCAGGCAGGCAGGCAAAAACCCCCCAGGCACUAUUUCUCAGCUACAGAAUUCUUGUCUCAUCUGUCUCUGUCUCCAAUUGCCUGAUGAACUGGCUGCUGGUGAAAGUUGAGGAAAGAGCCUGAUGGAGCUGACUUUUCAAUAGAGCAGAUGGAGAACAUGCAUUUCACCUCAGAACCAUGUUGCCUGCUGUAGUUAUAUGGCCAAAGGGAUCUAUCUAGUAGCCUCUGUUAAGAUGAACUAGCUUUCGUUUUACUUUGCAGAGCUGUAGUACUGGCAAAUAGCCAGCAGGGGGCAGUUGAAACUCAAGGCAAGGUAUAGUAAGGCAUCCCAGAUAGCCAUACAUGCUUAUGCAGAAGUACGUCCCAUUCAGUUCAGUGAAACUUAUUCCUUGGUGUGUUUAGGGAUGUAGCCUUAUUGGACAAAUAAAAAAUAGGUUUAACUAAUUAUGUCUGCAUGCUUGCAUUUGGCUAAAUAAUAGUUUUGAAUAUAAAAUGUAUUUUAUAUUUGCCAUUUGAAGUUGCACAUACAGGCAGCGACCAUAUUGCACACAUCUAGUUGAUGCGCGACCGACCAGAACGGGGCGGAGUGGGCUUUUGCACACUCCACCGACAUGCGGGGGGAGGUGGCCAGGAAUGGAACCCCUGUGCAAAAUGGUCGCUGCCUGUAUGUAACAGCAGACUCCAUCCUAGGUCCCCCUCCAAACUGCUGUUUCCCUGUGGGUGGAUUCUGCAGCGUGUUCUUGACACAGUGAUAGUGCGCUACUAGUAGAUUCAUCUUGCUUUAUUAUUGGUGGUAUAAAAAGUUACAGGAUUUCAGCAGGAAGUGACAGGUUGUGCACUGAUUGGAAAUGAAGCAGUGCGAGCGCCCUGAAACUUUUCCCAGGCACAAACAUACAGGGAUUGUGUGUGACUCCCCCACAACAGCAUCAUGAGCACAUGGUAUCAUGAACACACAAUAAAAAGGAGGUCCGGAGGAAGAAGAGACGUUCUUACCAGUGUGAGAGGGAAAGAGGAUCGCCUCAUCUAUAUAUUUUAAUCUUGUUUUUAAGUUGUAUUUUAAUCAAUUGUUUUUAUACCUGGUGUUAGCUGCCUUGAGCCCGGUCUUGGCUGGGGAAGGCAGGGUACAAAUAAAAAUUUAUUAUUAUUAUUAUUAUUCAUCAUCAUCAUCAUCAUCAUCAUCAUCAUCAUCAUCUAAGAUGGCACCCAUCAGUCUUUAUAAGAACCUAUAUUAAAGUAUAUGUCUCUCUCUCUCUCUCUCUCUCUCUCUCUCUCUCUCUCUCUCUGUGUGUGUGUGUGUGUGUGUCCACUUAAUCAGGGAUGCCUUUUAAAAGGUUAUUUUAAGGAGUUUUUAACUAAUUCAUCUAGCUGAUAUAUUGAUUGAAGGACUUUCUCUUUCUAAUCUCUUUUCUUCAGUAGUGCCUGCAGUUGGGAAGACCACUUGGUUCCCCCGGCCGUCGCACACAACGAUGACAGUCCCCCUUGCCUUGGGGAUCUCAUCCAGGGCUCCACCCCCUCAAGCCGACUUCUCCGUUUGGAUAGUGAUUGGGGGCACAGGCGGGUUGUUUGUCUUCAUCGUUCUUGCAUUGUGAGUCCUGGGGGGCUGGGAUGGCAACCCAAGGGUGACUGGUAAUAGGUUAACACUAGGGUACGCCAGGCCCACCCCUCCAUCUCGAGAGCCUCUGUUCCCAAAUGCCCCCUUUAAGCUUGGAAAUGACACAAUGCCCUACUCAGCAGGCCAGCUGGCACCUUUGAGGUUGCACCACCAUCCCAGAGGGCUAAAAGACGGACAUAUGGAUAUAGACUGCCACCAGGUGUUUGUGCAUGUGUGUGUGUGGAUGGAGAGGUACACAUAGCAGUGUAUAAGGCGAGAGUGGGGAAUGCCUGGUAAACUCUCUGUAAGAGGAUCAGUAACGGCAGAAAAGCUCCCUCAGAUCCUAUCAAAAGGACAACAAAAAAUGUUUGAUUACAUUCCCGGCGGGAGCCACCUCAGAUUCAAGCCUUGUGUCAGGUCUGUUCAUGCUAAGCAGCUUCCCAGAAUCCUUUGCAAGAUAUUUGGGCUCCAUGACACAAACAUAGAGUUUCGUGAGUGGUCAAGGCCCUGAGGAAAGCAUUCUCUCAAGCUAGAAAGUUUGAAAUCUGCUGACUGAGUCUCUAAUUCUUUCUUGCUCCAUAACCCCUUUUAACUUUACAGCCUGUUUGCUUACUUUCGUCGUAAGAAGGGGAAAGAAGAUGAGGAAGAUGAUGACGAUGAUGAAAGUGAGAGUGAGAGUGGAUCAUCAGAACUGGUGGCAAUGUGAAGUCUCAGUCACACACACACCCCUUUUCAAGUUCUUCAGACACAGAUUCCUGCCCACAGGCGCUCUUAUAUUGUACUACUAGCUGGUCUACUUUAUUUAUUUAACAGUAAUUGAUAAAGA